Messenger RNA from Syngnathus acus (greater pipefish), 2394 nucleotides. It is a transcript of the gene sox10, whose product is annotated as SRY-box transcription factor 10. Gene Ontology annotation, molecular function: DNA-binding transcription factor activity, RNA polymerase II-specific; RNA polymerase II cis-regulatory region sequence-specific DNA binding. NCBI's taxonomy places the organism in Eukaryota, Metazoa, Chordata, Actinopteri, Syngnathiformes, Syngnathidae. Bases 528 to 2012 code for a protein of 494 amino acids. Gene Ontology annotation, biological process: peripheral nervous system development; enteric nervous system development; morphogenesis of an epithelium. The record is from RefSeq and is a predicted model, not a curated record. The transcript has 4 exons. Gene Ontology annotation, cellular component: nucleus.
CUGGCCUCAUACAAGGAGCCGUUUAAGACGGGUCGCAGUCACACAGAGCUUGCAUUCAUAGCCUGGUACAGCGAGCGAGUGAGGGGGCUGGGGAAGCCUGCAGUGUCACCGUGGUGGAAAGGAACUGGAGGAUUCUCCUGCACAAGCCACCGGCAACUUUUCCUCAGUACUGAAGUCCGCCGUUGGAAUUCCAUCGCCUGAGUCGCAGAGGAGAGAGACACGGGAACGUCAUCGGAUAGGUGGGCGAGUUUGGUGCUGAUUGCUGUUCUUUAGCAGGUAAACUGGGGUCUAAGGUGCGCGCUGAGCCGCCUAUGAUACCAACCACACGGAUGGAAAGAACUUUGAUGUUCAACCCUCAUCGAGUUCUACAACGGAGGCUGAGAGUAGAGACAGAUUGGCAGUUUAUAUUAUAAUUCAACAGAGGUCAGAAGUGAAGAUCAGACACAUCAACAUCAGUGCAUAAGAGUAGGGACCAAACAGUAGGCAGCCAACAGUUUUAGGAAAAAAAGAGUCGAGCAAGCAUCUUCAUGAAGAUGUCCAGAGAGGAGCAGAGCUUGUCAGAUGUCGAGCUCAGCCCCGGCAGGUCGGACGACAGCCGAUCACCCGGUCAUUCGUCCGGCGCCGGCGGGGAUGAGUCGCCCCUCCACGGGCAGCAGCUGCUAGCGGUUCUAGAUGACGGCACGAGGGGACACCCCCCGGGUAAAUCCGACGAUGAGGAUGAGCGAUUCCCGGCGGGGAUCCGUAAGGCGGUCAGUCAGGUGCUCAACUGCUACGACUGGACAUUGGUGCCCAUGCCCGUGCGGGUGAACAACGGCAACAAGAGCAAGCCGCACGUCAAGAGACCCAUGAACGCCUUCAUGGUGUGGGCGCAGGCGGCGCGGAGGAAACUGGCAGACCAACACCCGCAUCUGCAUAACGCCGAGCUCAGCAAGACCCUGGGGAAGCUUUGGAGGCUUCUCAAUGAGAGCGAUAAGCGACCGUUCAUCGAGGAAGCGGAGAGGUUGAGAAAGCAGCACAAGAAAGACUACCCCGACUACAAAUAUCAGCCUCGACGCCGCAAGAACGGAAAGACUGGUUCCGGAUCAGGGAGUGACGCAGAAGGCCAUAUGGAGGGUGAGAUCAAGCAUAGACAAUCCAUCUACAAGGGCCUUCAUCUGGAUGUGGUCUACACAGGGGGGGCUGGGUCCCCUCUGGCAGAUGGGCAUCCCCCUCAUGCUGCAGGUGGGCUGCCGGCUCCCUUGACCCACCUCACGAGUCACAGCCACAGUCCUCCUACACCACCAACCACACCCAAGACAGAACUUCAGUCUGGGAGGGCAGGGGAUGGAAAGAGGGAGGUUUUGGGAAAUGGGGUUCUCCGUGGCCCAAUGGGAGCGGAGGGUAGUUCAGGUGCCGCAGGGUCCGGAAAGCCUAACAUCGACUUUGGCAAUGUGGACAUCGGUGAGAUAAGCAACGACGUGAUGGCCACCAUGGAGCCUUUUGAUGUCAAGGAGUUUGACCAGUACCUUCCCCCCAAUGGCCAUCCAGGAAUCGGGCAGAGUGCUGGUUCAGGAGCAGCGACGCCCAUAACCACGGCGUCUCAAUACACCUACGGGAUCUCCUCCGCUCUGGCGGCGGCCAGUGGACACUCCGCCGCCUGGCAGCCGCAACAACAUCACGGCUCCCCUCUGAGCUCAGACCCGUCCAAGACCCAGAUCAAGAGCGAGGCCUUUUCAGAGGCGGCCGCAGCCGGUUCCCACGUCACCUACACCUCUCUAAGCCUCCCUCACUACAGCACUGCCUUCCCCUCGCUGGCAGCCAGGGCUCAGUUUGCCGAGUACGCCGACCAGCAGGCCUCAGGGUCGUACUACGCUCACUCUGGCCAGGCGCCGAGCUUAUACUCGGCCUUUUCUUACAUGGGGCCCACCCAACGGCCCCUGUACACUACGAUCAGCGACCCAUCCGGUGUGUCACAGUCACACAGCCCCACACACUGGGAGCAGCCCGUCUACACUACACUGUCGCGACCAUGACAGAUAACCAAACCAGAUGGCGCCGGUGCCGGCCCGGCCCCCACGCCCGACCCGACGAGCUGCAGCGGUUUUGGUGAAUGCGGUCUGGGCGGAGGGGAGUGGGCUGGCACCGGGGGAGCCGGCUGGGGAGACAGGAGGGGAGAAACCCCAUACUGUUCUCGCCCGGUUGCGGAAAUGCAGUCAGAGGUGAAGGCUGAGUUUGGAGCGUGGUGUUUUGACCAUUUGAUGCAAUGAGGUUUGUAAAUAAAAAAAACCUCAAAAUGUCGAGCGCUCCAAACGACACAAUUAGAUCACGAACGGUGGCUUUCUGCGUGGAUGUGAGCGAGUAGAAUCACAGCUCAUUCCAAGAAAGAACGUAUUAAACCUUGAGCAAUCAUUCAAU